This is a messenger RNA of Gadus morhua (Atlantic cod), 2064 nucleotides long. RefSeq names its product eukaryotic translation initiation factor 2A (gene eif2a). Gene Ontology annotation, molecular function: translation initiation factor activity; mRNA binding; tRNA binding. The transcript is spliced from 16 exons. The record is from RefSeq and is a predicted model, not a curated record. Bases 145 to 1860 code for a protein of 571 amino acids. Gene Ontology annotation, cellular component: cytosolic small ribosomal subunit. Gene Ontology annotation, biological process: translational initiation. Lineage: Eukaryota; Metazoa; Chordata; Actinopteri; Gadiformes; Gadidae.
UAUACACCUUCAAUUUUCCGAUGUAGUGAUAUGUUGUGGUGUGGAGCCCGGCUAGCGGUAGCGGUGCCUGGGUAGGGGAAGAGAGUCAGGAGAUCGACUUGCUGCAGUCAUGUGGCGGGAUCCGGACUGUGGUCCAUGUGACACAUGGCAGUUCGUGGGUCAGAUGGAACGUCAAUGCUGCAGGGAGUUCCAGUCUGCAAGGAUGACCCUGCCUUCCCCAGAGACCCCCGUCAGGGCCGGGUCAUGUCGUUCAGCAAAGAUGGCAGUCUCUUCGGCUGGGGCAACGGACAGAAGGUCAGUGUGCUCCGGUCAAAGGACAGUGAGGUACUGCAGACGUUGGAUCUUCCUAAAACAACGAUGCUCCAGUUCUCUCCUCUGAACACCAUCCUGGUUACCUGGCAACCAUACAGCACGACAGCAGAUAACCCCCAGGGAGACUCUAACCUCCAGCUGUGGGACGUCCAGACAGGGGCACUGCUCAAAUCGCUGUACCAGAAGAAGCUUGAGGGCUGGUCUCCCUGCUGGUCUGAAGAUGAGAAGCUUGCUGUGAGGAGUGUCAACAAUGAGCUGCACUUCUUUGAAAAUAACGACUUCAACACCAUCGCUAACAAGCUUCACAUGCAGAAGGUGUCGGACUACAUCCUGUCUCCAGGAGCUCAACCCAGCAAGGUGGCGGUCUGCGUACCGGGCAGCAAGGGAGCCCCCUCUUUUGUGCGUAUCUACCAGUACCCCAACUUUGGUGGGCCCAGCGCCGCCCUGGCCAACAAAAGCUUCUUCAAGGCCGACCGAGUCUCAAUGGAAUGGAACAAAAAAGGCACAGCGGUGCUGGUAACGGCCAGCGUGGAUGUUGAUAAGUCAGGAGCUUCAUACUACGGAGAACAGAAUCUGCACUACCUCGACAUCAAAGGAGAGGGUGCUGUUGUUCAACUACCGAAGAACGGGCCCAUCUACGACGUGGUGUGGAGCCCAACCUCCACGGAGUUCUGCGUGGUCUACGGCUUCAUGCCGGCCAAGGCCACCGUCUACAACCUCAAGUGUGACCCCGUGUUUGACUUCGGAACCGGACCACGCAAUGCUGCUUACUACAGUCCCCAGGGCAACAUCCUGGUGCUGGCUGGUUUUGGAAACCUUCGGGGUCAGAUGGAGGUCUGGGAUGUCAAGAAAUACAAACAGGUGUCUAAGCCCCAGGUGCCGGACUCCACCCACUUCUUCUGGUGCCCUGACGGGGAGCACAUUGUCACGGCGACGUGUUCUCCGCGCCUGCGCGUCAGCAACGGCUACAAGAUCUGGCACUACACCGGCACCCUGCUCCACAAGGAGGAGACGCCGGCAGGGAAAGAGCUCUGGGAGGUGCGAUGGCAGCCCUCUCCGGCCGGAACCUUCCCCGAGCGACCGGUGAAGUACCAGGCCGCCCCCAGCCCUCUGGGCAGCACCCAGCCCACCACCACCCAGGCCUACCGCCCCCCCGCCAUGCGCAACCAACCAGCCACCGCCAGCACCAAACUGCAUGAAGAGGAGGCUCCCCAAGACAUGAGGCCUGGGUCAGACAGACAGCCGGUCUCCAAGGCAGCCCUGAAGAACCAGAAGAAGAGAGAAGCCAAGAAGGCCUCAAAACAGGAGGCAAAGCCUGACGCUGCGGAGCCCCAUUCAAACUCCGCCCCCAAUCCCAACAGCCAAUCAGCUGAGAGCUGUGGAGACCCUGAAACAGACAAGAAGAUCAAGAACCUAAAGAAGAAACUCAAGGCGAUCGAAGAGCUGAAGGAGCAGCAGGCAUCUGGCAAGACUCUGCAGAAGAACCAGUUGGACAAGUUGGAGAAGGAGGAGGAAGUACUGCAGGCAUUGGAGGUGUUGUGUGUGUAAGAGUGACUUCAUCACCUCUUUCCCAAUCACCUCCUUCUUCCCAUCAUCAUCACCUCUUCCUGCUCCUCCUUACCUUCCCCUGCCCGGCAUCAUUCCUCCUCCCGCCCACCAUCAUGGGCUGCCUUGCCACCAAGUUCACAGAGGAGUAAGACCAUUGCGGUCAUGUUCAAUUGUUCAUUCAUAAUAAAUGAAGUUCUUUGUUCA